Molecule: messenger RNA, 1394 nt
Organism: Dermacentor silvarum
Lineage: Eukaryota; Metazoa; Arthropoda; Arachnida; Ixodida; Ixodidae
Exons: 5
Coding region: 259-1206 (315 amino acids)
Cellular component (GO): nucleus
Source: RefSeq, a predicted model, not a curated record
ACGAGAAGAGACGAGGGGGGAUGGGUGGCAGGGAGGGCACGGCCAGGUUCCUUGGGAAAGGGGGUCCCCAGCCAGGCUGGUGGGCAGGGCGGUAGAGACGAGGGUGGAAAAGUGCUGCUGCUGCUUGCUCGCGCUGGGGGAGAUUGCGGUGCUGCUCUGCUAGGCGACAGCGCUUUCAAGCUGGAGUCUGCCGACGAAGCGACUGACUCGCCGCUCGCAGAGCGGCGCGUUCUUAAGCGCAGUGACAAGGGCGGCUACAUGUACUACCACAUCGAGAACUCGGCACUCAGGUGCAUGGAGAGCUUGGAACCUAAGACUCCCAGCUGGACGGAGAACGACCUGCUGGUGCUGAUCACCGAGUACUGGAAGCGGAAGGACAUUCUGCGCGCCAAGGCCUCGGAGAGCGUGACCAACCUGCAGAAGCGCGAAUGCUGGAUCGAGAUCACCGACGUGGUGAACGCGCGUUGCUUCACACCGCACACCAGGAAGACCAUGGACCAGCUGAAGCGCAAGUGGGAGAAGACGAUCAUGCUAGCCAAGAAGGCCGCGCUCAACAUCCAGAAGCGAUCCGGUAAUCUGUCAGACUUGGCUCCGGCCUACCAGCUGGCCUUGUCCAUAGUCUGCGAGGAUUUUCCGGCGUCCCUGGAAUGCGCGAACGGCCUCGCCGCGGCAGAUGUGCCCUCUCUCGCUGAGCCACCGAAUGCUGGCGGAUAUAUCGACGAAGUGUCCAGCAUGGUGAUCACGGAGCUAGAGGAAGAGUCAUCGGGCGACGGGCCGCCGGUUGCCAAGGGCGACAAGACGCAGUCGGUCAAGGCGGAGAUGCUGAGCGAGGCUGCCGAGUGCGCGCCUCACUCGCUGGGCAGCCGUGCGUUCCAGCCCGUCCUGUCCGGCAGCAGCACUCAGGACGGCGCCACCGACGGCAACCACCAGCAUCACCAGCCACACGAAGCUCAAGACGCGACUGCCGAGUUCGUCAACAACUUCCGCAAACGCAAGUGGGAGCAAGACCUGGUGGAACUGCAGAAGGAAAAAGUGCGCCGCCAGAUACAGUACCACAAAGUCCAGCACGAGCUCCAGAUGAGCGUGCUCCGGUCGCAGAUGGAGUUCUGGGAGAUGAAGAAGUCCAAGCUGGCUGCUGAGAUACGCCAAGGUGGCAUCCCCACGUUGCUGCCAAUGAUGCCGUCAGCAAAUGCAUCUACCACGUAGCCUCGGCUGCCAUGAUGUCGCAAGAGGGCGACCCAGUAAUCUUCCACAGUGUUUUGGGCCUUUCAGGCUCCGAUACAUCAGUGCUCAUCGAACGGCCUUUCACAGCCAUCCAUCACAAGAAUCAUAUUCACCCGUGCGAAGUGUCUGCGCAAACACUCGUUGAUAUACUGUGUGCAUGUGAAAACAAC